CAACAGUUAAAUGCCAAAUAAUUUUCCCCAAUCAUCCCAAUUGCCAACUAAAAUAUAACCAAUGUAACUACAAAGUAAUAUGAAAUGAUACAUAUAUAGGUCACUGAGAGCUUAGCGAUCGAUUCCAACUAAUUCUAUAGUCACCAAAGUUUCCAGAACAUAGAAGCAUUUCUACCUACUAGGUUGACAUAAGGUGCUGGCUUCCUACAUGCCUAAGCACCUGCAAACAAAGGGCCCAACAGAGCAAUUGAUCACCUCACCAGUGAUCCAACUGUCAUGCUCAGGUUUGAGUCCCCUUGCCCCCACUACUUGAAAAUUACCCCUGUUCAAAAAAAAAAAAAAAAAGUACCUGCAAACAAAAAGUGCAAGUGUUA
This is a messenger RNA of Rubroshorea leprosula, 374 nucleotides long. The record is from the annotation of a GenBank genome assembly. Lineage: Eukaryota; Viridiplantae; Streptophyta; Magnoliopsida; Malvales; Dipterocarpaceae.